GCCCCUUCGGAUGACGGAGGAGCCAGGCAGCCGGAGCCCAGCGCUUUGACAGCGCCCCCAAACCUGAGAUGGCGGGGUGGGGAACGUGAAAUGAACCACGAUGUCUCAAACGCGCCCAGUUCCCCCUCAGGCUUAGUCGGGCACCCCUAUUAUGUCUGAAGUCCCCGUCCCCCUUCCUUCUCCCCUCCCCACCGCGCCGCCAGCUGAAGAUCACCCCACACCUGCAUCCAUGUCCUUGUACCCAGAGCAGGACCAUGACCACCGGCACCAUGUAAGACUCCACGCUGGCUCCCCAGACACCACGUUCCUGGGAACCACGCCAGAGGAGGCAGAAGGGAGAAGCGAAAUGGAUGAGCCUUUCCUCCUGGCCCAGCUGCCCAGGCCCCUCCUGCCCUCUGGACACGAGGUGAGCCCCCUGAUGAAGGCCACGGUCCUGAUGCGGCAGCCCGGGCGGGUGCAGGAGAUCGUGGGCGCCCUCCGCAGGGGCGGGCGAGACCGCUUACAGGUCAUUUCUGAUUUUGACAGGACCUUGAGCAGGUUUGCCUAUAACGGAAAGCCAUGCCCUUCUUCCUACAAUAUUCUGGAUGACAGCAAGAUCAUCAGUGAGGAGUGCCGGGAGAAGCUGAAAGCGCUCCUUCACCAGUAUUACCCAAUUGAGAUUGACCCGCACCGGACCGCCAAGGAGAAGUCACCUCAUAUGGUGGAAUGGUGGACCAAAGCGCACGAUCUCCUGUGUCAGCAGAAGAUUCAGAAGUCUCAGAUAGCCCAGGUGGUCAGAGAGUCCAACGCCAUGCUUAGGGAGGGAUACAAGGCGUUCUUCAACACCCUCUACCAAAAUAACAUCCCCCUCUUCAUCUUCUCCGCGGGCAUCGGUGAUAUCCUGGAGGAAAUUAUCCGGCAGAUGAAAGUGUUUCACCCCAACAUCCACAUUGUGUCUAACUACAUGGAUUUUGACGAAGAUGGUUUCCUACAGGGAUUCAAGGGCCAGCUCAUUCACACAUACAACAAGAACAGCUCCGUGUGCAGGAACUCCAGCUACUUCCAGCAGCUUCAGGGCAAAACCAACGUCCUCCUGCUGGGGGACACCAUGGGGGACCUCACCAUGGCCGAUGGCGUUCAGGGUGUGGAGAACAUUCUCAAGAUCGGCUUCCUAAAUGACAAGGUGGAGGAGCAGCGGGAGCGCUACAUGGCCUCCUACGACGUUGUGCUGGAGAAGGACGAGACGCUGGACGUGGUCAACGGGCUGCUGCAGCACAUCCUGCACCAGCGGGACUGGGCGGAGAUGCGGGGCUCCUGAGGGCGCGGGCGCGGGGCCUGUCGGCGGGCGGAGAGGCGGAGGGGAGCCUCCGUGGGGGCUACUCUGCCGGGAGCCUGGUGUGUCCAGAGGGCAGCUCAGGACAGCCCCUGAGCAUCCGGGUCCUCGCCCUUCCCUCCCCCUUUCCCCGGCACAUUCUUGUGAGUUCUCCAAGGCCUGAGGGAGGCCCUGGCAGCGGGGAGGGCUCCAGGUGAAUCGGACCUGCAGGCUGUUUGCAUUCCGGGGGUCGGUUGGUCCAGGACUCUGUUUUUCGAAAAUGUUUAACAUGGGACGCUGUUCUUCAAACAAGUCGAAUGUGUAAAGUGGAUCGAAAUAAAAGGAGGAACCAGA
Eptesicus fuscus (big brown bat) is the source of this 1645-nucleotide messenger RNA. It is a transcript of the gene NT5C3B, whose product is annotated as 5'-nucleotidase, cytosolic IIIB. Bases 152 to 1297 code for a protein of 381 amino acids. Lineage: Eukaryota; Metazoa; Chordata; Mammalia; Chiroptera; Vespertilionidae. The record is from RefSeq and is a predicted model, not a curated record. The transcript is spliced from 10 exons. Gene Ontology annotation, cellular component: cytoplasm. Gene Ontology annotation, molecular function: magnesium ion binding; 5'-nucleotidase activity.